UCGUUUUCCUUAACUGUGAUCUCCAUCGUCGUUUUGUGUUCUUCAAUAGAACUACGAAGCAACCCCUCCGUCUUUCAGCUCCCACCCCUGCCCUACCGCCCAUCCGCCUUCUCUUCAGUCCUGAUGUCGACCUCCGCCCAGUUCAAAAUGAGCGACUUCCCUCACAAAGUCCUCGAUCCAAUCGCCACCACCACCGUUCCGCCGACCUACGCCACUCUCAAAGUGGCCCAACGUCAACUCAGUACCAACGCCGCCGCCAUCCCUACGCUCAAUGGUGGUGGCGCCCACGGCCACAUGGCCCUCACGCUUACCGCCCGCGCCUACGCCGACAUCAGCGACGUCCCAUUCGACAUUCCCGUCGCCCCUCCGGCCAACCCUCCCGUCGGCACCACGCAACCGCAAAUCACCGAGUUCAACCGCAUCCACCAACGCAAUGCCGACGUCUACAACCUGUACGUCGCUGUCAAUAAUGCCCUCCGCCAGCAACUUCUCGACGCCCUCCCGAAGAUUUACGUACGCGCCCUUGCACAUCCCAUUUUCGAAUUCAGCACCGUUACCUGCCUCGACCUCCUUUCGCACCUCUGGACCAAAUAUGGUACCAUUAAGCCUGCCGACCUCCAGAAAAAUUUCCAAUCCAUGUACACCCCAUGGAACACUGCCGAACCCAUCGAGACUGUUUUCUUACAGCUUGACGAAGCUAUCGCGUUUUCCAUCGACGGCAACGACCCCAUCUCCGAGGCCGCCGCCGUUCGUGCCGGCUACGACGUCCUAGCUCACUCCGGCCUCUUCCCUCAGGACUGCAAAGACUGGCGCAAAUUACCCCUUGUUUCUCACACCCUUGCCAACUUCCAUCAGCAUUUCACUCUCGCCGACGAAGACCGGCGCCUCACCGCCACCACUGGAUCCCUUGGCUACGCCAAUCUUCUCGCGGCCACUCCCUCUCUGGCUCCAGCCACGGUUUCCGACACCCUUAGCCUUCCUUUCUCCGCGCUCUCUGUGUCCCAGACUUCCGUCUCCUCUCCAGAAAUGACGUAUUGCUGGACUCACGGAACCAGCAAGAACCGGCGCCACACAAGCGCCACUCUUAAUUCGUCUGUAGUCCCCUCCCCGCCUAGUACACACACCUCCGCCAUUGCCGACACUGGCUGCACCGGCCACUACAUUACGGUCGACUGCCCUCACACCCACAAGCACCCAGCAAACCCCAGCCUCGCCGUCCGUGUCCCAAAUGGCGCCGUCCUCCGCUCCAGCCACAUUGCCACCCUGGCCCUGCCUGGUUUCUCCCCUGCCGCCUGCCAAGCCCACAUUUUUCCUGGGCUCGCUUCCCAUCCGCUCCUCUCCAUUGGGCAACUGUGCGAUGACGGCUGCACGGCCACCUUCUCUGCCACUCGCCUCGACAUUCAUCGCGACGCUACCCUGCUGCUCUCUGGGGCCCGCUCCCCCCACACUGGCCUUUGGCACCUUGAUCUUGCCCCAGCUCCCUCUCCCGCGACGGCCCAUGCCCUUGUUCCACACACACCCCUUGCCGACCGCAUUGCUUUUAUCCAUGCCUCACUCUUCUCCCCGGCACUUUCCACGUGGUGCCAGGCACUUGACUUGGGCCAUCUCGCCACCUUUCCGGACCUUUCAUCCCGGCAAAUCCGCAAGCAUCCACCCAGCUCCUCUGCCAUGAUCAAGGGUCACCUCGACCAACAACGAGCUAACCUUCGCUCCACCAAGCUUCCCCCGGUCAGUCCUCCUACCACAACGACACCUCCCGUCGACCACGAGCCUGACAGGGAUCCUCCCGAUGCCCCACCGGUCACACGCACGCACCACGUCUUCGCUGCGCACCAGCGUGUUACCGGCCAAAUCUACACAGACCAACCGGGACGUUUCCUCACUCCGUCCAGUGCAGGCCACAACGACAUGCUUGUGCUUUAUGAUUACGACAGCAACGCCAUCCACGUCGAACUCAUGAAGAACAAGUCCGGCCCGGAGAUACUGGCCGCCUACAAACGCGCUCAUACCCUUUUCACCCAGCGUGGCCUCCGUCCCCAACUCCAGCGUCUGGACAAUGAAGCCUCUGCAGCCCUCCAGUCCUUUAUGACCUCAGAACACGUUGACUUUCAGCUGGCACCCCCCCAUCUACACCGUCGUAAUGCAGCCGAGCGGGCCAUCCGCACCUUCAAGAACCACUUUAUUGCUGGCCUCUGCACCACUAACCCGGAUUUUCCAUUACACCUUUGGGACCGCCUCCUCCCACAAGCCCUUAUCACCCUCAAUCUUCUUCGUCGCUCCCGCAUCAAUCCCAAGCUGUCCGCACACGCCCAGCUUCAUGGUGCUUUCGAUUACAACCGCACCCCGCUUGCUCCUCCCGGUACUCGCGUCCUCGUCCAUGUCAAGCCGUCCGUCCGCGAAACUUGGGCCCCCCAUGCUGUCGAAGGUUGGUACCUCGGCCCCGCCCUGCACCAUUACCGCUGCCACCGAGUCUGGGUCACGGAAACACGUGCCGAACGCGUUGCUGACACCCUUUCCUGGUUCCCGACCCGCAUUCCCAUGCCCACCGCUUCGUCCACCGACCGCGCCCUGGCCGCCGCCCGCGACCUGAUCCAUGCCCUCCAGAAUCCCUCCCCUGCGUCUCCAUUCGCCCCCCUCGACGCCACCCAGCAUCAGGCACUCACCCAACUUGCCAAUCUCUUUGCCACCGUGGCCGCCCCGGCCGCCGCCGUCCCUACAUCCGCUCCCACGCCUCCGGUCCGUCCUCCUGCCCCAGCACCUCCCCCUUCUCAGGUCCGCUUUGCCGUUCCUCUCGUCACGGCCGAACAUGCCCCUGCACUUCCGAGGGUGCCCAUUCCGGCCGCCGCACCUCCGAGGGCCGUCGCCGCCGCAAAGCACGCACACAACCGGCAACCCCAACCCUAGUACCAGCGCAUCCACACAACACCCGCACCCGGCCCUUUCUUGUCCCGGCCUCUGCCAACGCUGUUGUCGACCCCGCCACCGGCGCCUCAUUGGAAUAUCGGCACCUGCGCUCCGGCCCCGACGCUCCCGAUUGGAUUCGCGCCGCCGCCAACGAAAUUGGACGGCUCACUCAAGGUAACCCGCCCCACAGUUCCACCGGCAGCCAAACCAUGCACUUUAUCGCGCAUAAUGCCAUUCCUCCCGGCCGCAAGGCAACCUACUUACGCAUUGUUGCCAGCAUUCGCCCUCAGAAAUCGGAACCCAAGCGAAUCCGGUUUACCGUCGGUGGCAACUUAGUUCAGUACCCCGGAAAGGUUAGCACUCCCACCGCGGACAUCACCACCGCCAAGAUCCUGUUCAACAGUGUCCUCUCCACACCCGCGGCAAAGUUCAUGUGCAUAGACAUCAAGGAUUUCUAUCUAGGCACACCCAUGGCUCGCUACGAAUACAUGCGCAUCCCGGUCCCCGAUAUUCCCCCGACCAUCUUGGCUCAUUACCAGUUGACCCCACUCAUACACAACAAUUCCGUUACCGUCGAAAUUCGCAAAGGUAUGUACGGCCUUCCCCAAGCCGGCAUUCUCGCUCAUGAUCGCCUGGUUGAACACCUUGCUCGGCACGGCUACGUCAAGACCAAGCACACUGCCGGCCUUU
This is a messenger RNA of Phaeodactylum tricornutum CCAP 1055/1, 3594 nucleotides long. RefSeq lists its product with no specific name. NCBI's taxonomy places the organism in Eukaryota, Bacillariophyta, Bacillariophyceae, Surirellales, Neidiaceae. The coding region runs from base 124 to 2904 and encodes 926 amino acids. The record is from RefSeq and is a predicted model, not a curated record. The transcript has 3 exons. Gene Ontology annotation, molecular function: nucleic acid binding.